GCCUCCGCCCGCUAGUCAUGGCCUGUGAUUGGCUCGACUCCCGGACUCCAGUCGCUUGCCCCUUGCCCCGACGGGUUUCCCCGGGAGAAGCACCGACCGCACAUCUCUGAGCUGCCUGGGUGGGGGAAACGCCGCCUUAGCGGAUUUGAAGGGAUUUUGAGAAGUAUCAUGUCUUUGGUUUGGAAAACUCCCCAUGGAUCAGAUGCAAUGCCUGAGACAGUGGUGAAAAUCAUUGGAAGUAGACACUUUCGAUAUCUCGUGGAGAAGCCAAAGAUCAAGAAGAAUGAGAACUUGAAGACAGAAACUCAAACAGCUCUCCAGAAAUCAGUGACUGGUAAAUCAAGGCAGAUGAGCAAAGAUCCCUCUGCUCUCAUUGAUUCCACCCAUCACCAAAUUGAUUAUAACCCAGAUGCUGUAGGGAAAAGCAAGAACCCAGGAAACAACCAAAAACCCAUCCUAACAGGAGCAGCCAGUAGUAGACUUCUGGAUGGCAAAAUUCCAAAUCAGGCAAAUGUUCAUUGCAGCUCUGUACCAACUGGAGACCAGUCCCUCUCCUACAUCCAUGGUCUCCCCAGGAGAAACAUUAAAGACUGGUCCUUGGAAUGGAUGGUGAGGGGCAGCUCUGAUGUACAUGAGGAUUUUGGUCAGAGGCCAAGUGAAACAAGAGAAGACACUUUUCUUCUGACCCUUGUCAGAAGAGAACUCAAAUCACAACCUUUGAGUUCCAGCUUAUUAGACAAACUUCAGAAAGAGCUGAAGAUCCUGGACCCUAUCUCUUCAGGAUCUCUUCUCCAAUCUCAGCUGAGCCGUCUCCUCUUGAGGCAUGAAGUUCCUCUGCAGUUACCGACAAUCAAGAUUCUUUGCCAGAGAUUUUCUAAGAGAGACACUCCUGAAAUGGUGAAUUAUGGAAAGCUACUCUGGUUUUUGAAAGUUGCAGCUUCAGGUGACCCACAGCAAAGCAAAACAGCUAUGGACAGUGACCCGAAGAAAACUCAGAGCCACAGAGAUCAGAGCCAAAGUAAUUCACCUCAAGACUCCAGUUCGCAGUUAGACACGAAUAAGAGCCUGUCAGAGAUUUUGAAGAUGGUACUAAGGACAACCAAUGGCAAACUCAACAUAGAGAACCUCAACUUGAGUUUUCGAAAAGAAGAUCGCUCCUUCUCUGGCUGCCUCCCUCUACCCAAGGUCAGGGCUGUAUGUGGGAAACAUGGGCUGCAUCUCACGUUGAGCCUGCUGGAAACAUUGCUUAACCAUCAAGAUUUGGGUUACCAAGAUGAAAUAAAAUGGCAGAAUUUUGUUGAGUUGUUGAGUAAAGCUUCCUCUGACUUGUCAUCUGAUUUGCUUACAGGAAAGAAUGGAAAGGAAGUCCCUGCCACUCCAGUGAAGCCUGAAGUUCCUGAGAUGUCUCAAAGCACAACUAAACAUAUGAAAACUCCAGAAGAGCUGCAGCCGGAAAUCUCUUCUGCUGAGACUUUGGUCCCAAAAGAUCCUCUGAGCUCUCUGAAGAUCAGGCCAGUCUCCCAGCCUUUUGUGACUCCAGUCAUGAAGGACGAGUCUGAAGAAUGCGAGACAUGGAUAGACAGGUUCAGGAAGCUGGAAAAUGCACUCUACCUGUGUGACCUGAGCAACACAGGAGUCCUGGAGAAGGAACGAGCCAGACGCCUCAUUCACAACUACAAUCUCAUUUACAACCUGUCCCUGAGCCCUCGGAAAAUCGACCAGGCCUUGCGGAGAUUCCGUUCGAGAGAAAAUAUGCUCUUGGAACCAGCUCUGCGGUACUUAAAGGAGCUAUAAUAACAAGCCCAUAUUGUGAGAACAGAUGUUUCCCUAUCUCCCCUUUUACUGAGACACGUGUUUCUCCCUCAGCAUUGGAGGCAUUGUCAGAGUCGGGAAUGAUGCAGCUAUUGUUGGACUUGGUUUCUGGCUGCAAUGCUCACUUAUGAGCACUUCAAAGUGAUCAGGGAAAACUAGGUUUUCUCCUCCAAUGUGGCAGGAACACAAUUACUUCAAAUCCCCUUCUGCUCUAAUAAGGUUUAUUAUUAUUAUUACCAUUACAUGAUUUAUUCUACUUUGCUGAUAAUAAGGUAUUUCUGCAAACCUAGCAACUCCAUAUACUAAAAAACAUGCUAGAUGUUGUCAACUCCCAAAGUGCCUGGCAUGUAGUAUGCCUAAAUACAUUGUAUUUGGAUAAGUAAAUACUUUUCCUAGUCACCAUUUUAGGGGGGAUUUCCACAUUAAAAGGGAAAUAAUAGUAUUAACCUACAUAACCUCCAAGUGAGGUUUUCUGAACAAGUCCAGUGUUUUCUCCAGUAUAAAACUAGACUGCAUUACACUCUCUCCAGGGAUACUUUCCAAGAGUACUGGAUAGGAGUUUUCAGGAGGGACUCCUGUGACAAAGGAUUCUGGGAAGAAGUAACAUCCUCUUGCUCCCUCUAGGCAGAAAAACCAAUGAAACAUCUGCCAGCUUCCACAGUUCUUCUAUCCUUAACAUCUUCCCCAACUUUGCACCUCCCACACAACAAACACUUAUACUCACAUCACACCACACAGGUAGCAUGAGCUCAUUUGAGGAACACUGGCCUGAGGUUUCAGAGACAAAGGUGUUCCCAGCACCAGCACUACCCUGGGUGUCCUGGAAACUGAUUUUCAAAUCAGUGUGGAAAACAGGAAGAAGUUAAGUCAAGGGAAAAAUCAAAAAGCAAAUCCUCUGAGCACCCCCUAAUGUUUUAUAUAGUCAGGUGCCUCAUGAAAUCUUACAAAUAAAACCUUAGGAACAAAGCAGUUUGGAUCUGCUGAAAUAGAUGAUCUCUAAGGGUGUUCUAGUUCUGACAUUAUUAUGAAAUCCUUGAGUUACCCAGAAAAGUACCUCUUGUGGCAGACUGACCACCUCCCCAUCAUCUUAGAACCAUGGAACGGCAAGGUGCAUUUUAGGUCAAAGGCAUAAGCAAACAGACAUGGCUUUUUCAUGCUAUCAAAAUGCCAAGUGAGAAAAAUUAGAAUAUUAGAUCAAACAACUUAAUAUGCAUUGUACAACUAUGAUCUUCUGGGAACUUGACAUAUUUUGUUUCAUCCAACCCUGACAACUCUAUAAGGCAUGUUUUAUGGCCCCAUUUUACAGAUGAGGAAACAGAGGCUCAAAGAAGUAAGCAAGACAUUGGGUUGUGCCAGUUAAUAAAUGACAGGAGGGACAGGGCCUUCUGGAAAGCACCAGUGAAUUGGAUGUAAGAUCUAAGAAGGCUCUGGUGGACCCUACAUGUCUGCAAAUGAAUUAGGGAGAGAAGUGGGGUAAAGGGAGGCCCUGGAUAUGAAGUUGGGGUUCUUAGACUAAAUUAUGAGGUCCUGAAGGGUAAUGAUUUUACAUUGUUUAUUUCUUUACAUCCAACAUCUAGUUUAGUUUCAGAUAUGUAACUUCAGUACCCACCAUGUUACACAACCAGAGGGGAUGCCAUUUACAUAGAAUGCAGCAUAAACGGUGUCCUUAGAGAUGGUAUAUAACCUGUACACAGAUAGUGUGGUCUGAAUGAAUACUUCUAUUGGUGGGGUAACCAUAGCCAGAUCUGAAUCCACGGUUACCAUUCUUCAUGCACAUACUUCCACAGAGAGUAGAAAAAGCAGAGGCUUUAAAAAGCAGCCAAAAUCCAGUUCUGACACUUAGUAGGUGGCAAUCUUGGCAAAUCGCUUACUUUCCCUAAGCUUCAGUUUCUUCAUUUCUAAAACAGGAGCAAUCAUACCUAUUUCUCAGGAUUGUUAUAAACACUGAAAGCAAUGUCAUUUGGACAGUUCCUUGCAAGUGGUAGAAAUGCAUCUUUCCUAUGUCCCUUCUACAGCUAUUCAGCAUUCAAGAGGCCUGAGAAAAUUUUUUGAACAAUUGUUUCUGUGAAAUGGCUUAGGGAGGUCAGGUUUCUACUACAGCAAAAAAAAAAAAAAAAAAAAAAAAAAGAUUU
This is a messenger RNA of Choloepus didactylus (southern two-toed sloth), 3944 nucleotides long. It is a transcript of the gene C2H1orf87, whose product is annotated as chromosome 2 C1orf87 homolog. Bases 169 to 1794 code for a protein of 541 amino acids. NCBI's taxonomy places the organism in Eukaryota, Metazoa, Chordata, Mammalia, Pilosa, Megalonychidae. The transcript is spliced from 12 exons. The record is from RefSeq and is a predicted model, not a curated record.